AUGGUGCGCCAAACACCAGCUCGCUCCGUAAGGAGCCGGGCGACUACCGCUGCUCAACUUAAACGCCAGAGACAGACAGAUGACCAUGCUCCAGAUGUCUAUCAAGAACUGUUGGAGGAGGCUGAGGCCAGAGAUCCCGAGCAAUUUGCCUCAGACAGGCCAAUCAAGAGGCGCAAGGCCGGAGACAUGAAAGCCAUCCCGGUGGGAUUAGGGGCCUCGGAACAAAGACAUCAGGGCACAGAAGCAAACGAACAUAGCACCCAACCAGUACAAACGGUUUACGAUUCAUCGACAUCAGAAGAAUCAGAUGUUGACUGGGAAGAUGUUGAAUUACAGCAACAAUCACAGUCUUUGUUGAAUAGAAAUUUCGCGUCUCAAGUCGGCGACGAGGUGCUCCAGAUCACACUAGAGCAAGAACCCGAGAAGCAUAAGAAAUCAAUUCAAAGAAGGAAGCCCUUAACUGGAGCCGAGAGAAAAGUCAGAUUGGAUGUGCAUAAAUGUCAUAUUCUUUGUCUCCUUGGUCACGUUCAGUUGCGCAACAUGUGGUGCAAUGACGAGAAAUUACAGGAGUUCUUAAAGAGGACGUUGCCUAGAAAAGUAGUCGCUCUUCUGCAUCCAGAUGACAAUAAACCAAAUUAUAACAGAUCCACCACGUUUAUGGACGGUCUCAACCAGGCUGGAGAUGCCUUCACACGCAGAUUUCGGGUUACUAAACCAGGGAUGAAACGGGCUCACUGGGCGGAGGAUGAGUCGCAAUUGAAGCAGAAAUUGGAGUCAAUCGUGUCGAAUGCUGAAGUCUUUUUAUCCAAAGAGGAUUUCCGAACCCAAGCAAUGACAAUGGAAGGUUCCCGGGAUUUUGGGGCUCAGCUAUUCUGUGCCCUGUUACGGUCUGUAGCCGUAGAGGCGAGACUUGUUUGUUCAUUGCAACCGUUGCCAUUUUCUGGCACCGUGAAAGACAUGGCGCCCUCUAAACCGAAGCAUGAAUAUAUUGUGAUAUCCUCAGAUGAUCCUGGAUCCUCAACAGACGAACGCAGUAAGAGCGAAAAAUCACCCACAGCUUCAAAGCCUCGACGGAUUGGACAGCCUAAGUUUACCCCAUCGCGUCCUCCUCAACCAAAAUUCUAUUCAGGUCCGAUUCCAACAUCGCGAGAAUCUCCAUUUCCGGUAUUUUGGGUGGAAGCUUUUAACGCAGCUGCACAGAAAUGGGUCCCAAUUGACCCGGUCGUAACAAAAUCCCUUGCAAAACCUUCGAAAUUUGAACCGCCUGCGAGCGAUUCGUUAAACUUGAUGAAUUACGUGGUUGGUUUCGAGGAUGACGCCUCUGCAAGAGACAUUACUCGUCGUUAUGUAAAAGCAUUUAAUGCAAAGACGCGGAAACUUCGCGUGGAGACCACACGGAAUGGCGAGAAGUGGUGGGAUACGGCGCUACAAGCCUACGAGAAACCUUUCUUCGAAGAUCGGGAUGAGGCAGAGAUUAGUGAACUAACAUCCAAAUCAGCAGCUGAGCCCAUGCCGCGCAAUAUCCAGGACUUCAAGGACCAUCCCGUAUAUGCGCUUGAGCGGCAUGUCCGUCGCAAUGAAGUGAUCCAUCCAAAACGAAUAAUCGGACACGUGGGGUUGGGAAAAAGCACAUCCCGAAGUGAGAUAUCAGAACCCGUUUAUCGUCGAUCUGACCUGCAUAUUGUACGAAGCUCUGAUAAAUGGUAUCGCCUUGGGCGUGAUGUCAGAGUUGGCGAGCAGCCUCUGAAGCGUGUUGCUGCAAGUCGAAAUAAGAGCGGGGGCUUUAGUGAUGACGAAGAUGAAAACGAGCCCCAAGAAACCGCACUAUACGCCGAGUUCCAGACAGAAAUCUACAUCCCGCCACCAGUGGUCCAAGGAAGAAUUCCGAAGAACGCGUAUGGAAACCUCGAUGUCUAUGUGCCUAGCAUGGUUCCGCCUGGUGGAGUUCAUAUCAGGCGGCCGGAGGCAGUUCGAGCUGCUCGAAUCCUUGGCAUUGACUAUGCCGACGCAGUCACUGGAUUUGACUUUAGAGGCCGCCGUGGCACGGCUGUACUCGGGGGAAUUGUUGUUGCCGUCGAGUACCAAGAGGCGCUUGAGGAAGUUUUGAGAGGUCUCGAAGAUGAGAGGCGGCAUGCUGCACUAGAGGCAAGAACUGCGGAGGCUCUGCGGUUCUGGAGGCUCUUUUUGAUGAAGCUUAGGAUUGCAGAACGAGUCAAGGAGUAUGCUAGCGAUGAUGAAGAACAAAAGCUCGAAGAUACCGAGAGCGAAAUGGACGUUACAGAUACUGGUGGUGGUUUCUUCCCUGAAGCAGACCAAGCAGCCAAUAGCCCACCUCUGAUAGACCUGGGAAAAGGCAAAAUGGUACAUGAUCAACAUUCUCCCGAAGACUACGCGAAAGGAGAAAUGGACUCGUCAUUGGAAGAGGAUUAUACUGCUGGAGGGGGAUUUCUGCCCGAUGAUCAUGAUCCAGCUUCUGACCUGAGGGAACCCACAAAGCCUGCGCCUUUGGCCAUAGACCGGACCUCAAUUCCCGAGAGUAUUGCCAGGAACAAAGCAUCGAAAAUGCCUCGCUACUCGCUGGUGGUUGUCCCAAAUCACAGCUUAAAUCCGACAUCCGUACCCCAAGUCCUCCCAGGGUCAUCUGACAAAGCUCCUAUCACAGUCGAUUCGUCCACAAAUGGUGACUCUAAAUCCGCAAGUGUGGUUACUAUCUCCCGGCCACCAUCACCAGUACCCAAUUAUGAAUCUGAUAGCGAGAUUGAGAAGGGAUCUUUGCUUUCUGAGGACCCUGAAGAUGAGGAUGCAAUUCCUGAAUGGCUGAUGUCUGAUGAGGGCUAG
Penicillium vulpinum is the source of this 2838-nucleotide messenger RNA. RefSeq lists its product as uncharacterized. The coding region runs from base 1 to 2838 and encodes 945 amino acids. The record is from RefSeq and is a predicted model, not a curated record. Gene Ontology annotation, biological process: nucleotide-excision repair; mismatch repair. Gene Ontology annotation, molecular function: single-stranded DNA binding; damaged DNA binding. Gene Ontology annotation, cellular component: nucleotide-excision repair factor 2 complex; cytoplasm; nucleus. NCBI's taxonomy places the organism in Eukaryota, Fungi, Ascomycota, Eurotiomycetes, Eurotiales, Aspergillaceae. The transcript has 4 exons.